CGGCCGGGGUAAACGAGGUUUGUUCUCAUCGAUCUGUUUCUUCUAUUUUAUCGAACAUGACCAACUUCAAUCCCUGUAGUUGGGACUAGUUCGACCAUAAAAUCCGCGCCGACAAAUUAUAACCGUUUACUGUCACAGUGUACGUACAUUAACGAGAGAAAGUUAACUGUUGCAUCCAAGACGACGCCUAAUAGUUUGGCGACAACAAUAAUAUGCCUAUAAUGUGCUGGUGACACUAUAUAGUCUGCAUAGUGUUUUUUGACGCCGGCAAGCUUAUGGUAUGCAGGUAACACCAGUGCUUUAUUUGUGGUCUAGUCACGACAGCAAGCUGGUUGCUCUGGUAACAACGCUAUUAAGUUCUGUAGUGACAACAUUAUUCCCGAAGUAAAUGAGCCAACAGUUUAGCCAGUUUUCGGCCCAAUAUUUGUAAUGAAACACAGACUACAGGCGGGCUCGGCUGGUACCUAACGACGAUUCACGCAGCCUUCAAUUUAUUUGCGUGUUCAGCUCGUAGUUUACUUGUCCACACAUCCACUUCAUUAUUAGGACGGUAUUUAGGUCGCUGUUCAGUUUGUGUACCUUUUCAGUGCUUUCUUACGUAGGCUUCACGAAAACUUGAAGGCCGCACCUUGGAUGUCUGCCCCGGAGUGUGGGCGGCGACAGCCCUGCCUACCUGCUACUACAUGCGGGAAGUCAUUGUUCACUUAGGUUUUAUAAAAGGCUGCCAGGUAUUUCAAACCCUCAGCUCUUUGUUGAGACAUAUGAAGCCAUUCUGAACUUCUCACCAGUAAGAAAAUUGUACAGACAGCAUUUUCCAAGAACAUUUGGAGUAUACAAUUGUGAGUCCUAACCCGGGUCAUUGUUGGUUGCGCCUUUAAAAGCAGACGACACAGGUAUGCCUGUAAAAGAGAGCGUGUUUGGGUUAUAAGGCUGAGCAAGUGGACUUUACCAUCUUGUUAAAAUGGCUGGCAGGACCCAGUAACAAGGCUGUUUGGGUGCUACAGAUAAUUAAGCUACAACAUGGCCGAUUUCUUCGCUGGUGAUACACCUUAUGACGCACUAACAGUCUCGAGCUCACACAGUCGGCAAGGCUCUGUCAGUACUGGCAGCGACAAAUCCCAUGGAAAGAACGAGGAACAUGUCUACCAGGGCCUAGACAGACGAGGCAGCGAAGUCAGCGACUCUGGUAGCCAGCAGCUGGUUCUGCGAGACGGGGGGAGGCUGACGGAGGAGAGCAAGACCGAACAUGGCAUGUCUGCCUAUGACAACCACAUGUUAACAAGCCCACAAAAUGGAAGCACUGAGGGAAGUAGAAGAAAUCCAGACGUACCUCCAAGGAUGCCAGUCGGGGGCGGCACUGGGACUGCUAGGGCCAAGGUUUCUAAGACUGGAUCGACAUCAAUACCGGAAGUUGAAUUUGCAAUCCCCGAUGAUGGGAACUUGUCUUCGUUCUCUGCUGACGCCAUGGCCUCCUUCAUGAAAUGCUUGCGAGUGGAAGACCGCAUUAUCGGCCACUUGCAUCGUCAGUCGUUGGAUGGUCGAAAAUUUGGCCGGCUUAAAGACAACGAGCUGGAAAACCUGAAUCUAAAAAAUCCAGUGUUGGUUUAUUUUAGAGACAGGACAGCUGCCGCGGUGACCAAGAAACCCAAACAAAGAGUGCCGUUCAUUCUGUGAGACGACGGGGAAGUCUGCAACUGUCUGUGACCAGAGAUUCUAAGUCGGACAGCAUGUGACAUGUGACUGGAGGGGCGUGGUGAUAAACAGUAGUGUGGACAGCUUGUGACAUGUGACUGUAGGGGCGUAGUGACAAACAGUAGUGUGGACAGCAUGUGACAUGUGACCGUAGGGGCGUGGUGACAAACAAUAAUGUGGACAGCAUGUGACAUGUGACUGGAGGGGCGUGGUGACAAACAGUAGUGUGGACAGCAUGUGACAUGUGACCGUAGGGGCGUGGUGACAAACAGAAGUGUGGACAGCAUGUGACAUGUGACCGUAGGGGCGUGGUAACAAACAAUAGUGUGGACAGCAUGUGACAUGUGACUGGAGGGGCGUGGUGACAAACAAUAGUGUGGACAGCAUGUGACAUGUGACUGGAGGGGCGUGGUGACAAACAAUACUGUGGACAGCAUGUGACAUGUGACCUGGCUCAGACGUUUUUGUGCUUGUUGGCGCUCAAAUCUGCCGUCAGUUUACAGAAUUUGUUUGUGAAUACCGCGUUAGGGUUUAUAAGAUAUUGGUUGCAUGUAACAAAAUGUCUCUUCUUGAAUGACAGACUCGAUUGUAACAGGUAAAGAACACUGAAUGUUUCACUUAAAAGGUAAACAACAGUUUUGUUUCUAGUACUAGUGUCUACUGCUAAACUGUACUCUUUCCUAUUGUGUGUAUUGAAUUAUUCGCAUUAACAGCGGCCGAAAAUAUAUUGUAACAUGAUUAUUACUCUGAUGAAACCAUAUACAUACAUGAUCUUGUAUUCGAGACUCAGGAAAAUUAAACCUUUUAAGCUGGACUGACAAUAUUAGCAAUGUUUUUCACAACAAAGAUCAGAGCAACACUGAAUGAAAACGACCCUAACAGCCAUCUGAGGACUUCGUACUUUUGUGUUUAGAAGUGACGAUCACCUGAAGGUUUUAAUUUGAGCACGGUGAUCGUCCUACAUUAUAUACUGCAAAUCUGAGUAUUUUGGACAAAUGUUUCUUUGUAUCCGAAAUCAUAUCAGUAAACUGUGUGCUAUUUUCUAUAUCAGAAAACCCUUUUUUAAACAAUCCAAUUAGCAUUAUUGUGAUUUCUUUUGCACGUGUGUGUAAUCUGCAGGGUGAGUUCUAUGACGAAUAUACAUUUUGAGAAUAGGGCUGUGCAAUGCUUUUCCUCUCACUGGAUUUCAUGUGAGAACAGUUGCGGGGCAUCUUGGUUGGAAGAGAACUCACAUUGAAAAAGGGACGAUUAAAAAAGACGAGAAAGGAUGAAAGCUUCCAUGAUCCAAACGCGAGCAAAGUAUGUGGGUAUAGAUGUCAGAUGGGUACCGAUUGCAUUGUGGGAGGAUGGAGCAGGGAGCCACGAGGCUUUUCUUCUCGUCGUCGUUAAUCUACAGCAGAACAUCGCCGUAUACAUUAUCCCGCUAUGGGAACUACUACAUCCUACUAACAGAAACGACGGUCUCAACAUUAAAUCUGAAAUAAAUUAAUUUGAAUCGGCACGAUGUAUGAACAGAUUCCAGAACGCGUCGAAAAUAGCCUCUACAUCAAACAGUUUCAUUUUAGUAGGUAUGAAGACAAAACACAUUUUACAUGUAAAAAAUAGCUGAAACUUGUAUUCAGUGAUUUACUAUAAAAAAUGCUGUUUACUGUCCUUUUUUUAAUUAUUGAACUUUUGAUAGAUAUAUAUAAUUCUUAAAGCUAUUUACAGGGAAAGUGGGGAUAAAGUAUUGAAGUAUGCUGAGGUAGGAAAUCUCUUUAAAAAUAAUGGAAAUAUAGCUCCUGUUAUCAAAAUACUCGUUAUCGGAAUAAUUUUCUGAAACGAGACACAUUCCAAUACUAAGGCCUACGUGCAGCUGUGGUCAGCUGAUACCUGUUCACAGGAAGGAACAGACAGGACUACAGGUGACAAACCGUUCACUUAAUAAAGACUGACGAUGCGGCGUUUCAGGUGCUCAGAUAUGAUGUAUUUAACCCUUUUUGCAUGUGAUUUUCUAAUUUUAACUUAGCAAUGCUAUGGAAUGAAUAAAUAUAUUGAACUGUUGCUUCAUUAAAUAAAAACUUUAUUGUCA
Messenger RNA from Pomacea canaliculata, 3763 nucleotides. RefSeq lists its product as uncharacterized. NCBI's taxonomy places the organism in Eukaryota, Metazoa, Mollusca, Gastropoda, Architaenioglossa, Ampullariidae. Bases 1021 to 1674 code for a protein of 217 amino acids. The record is from RefSeq and is a predicted model, not a curated record. The transcript has 3 exons.